Clavispora lusitaniae ATCC 42720 is the source of this 957-nucleotide messenger RNA. RefSeq names its product trifunctional aldehyde reductase/xylose reductase/glucose 1-dehydrogenase (NADP(+)) (gene GRE3). Gene Ontology annotation, cellular component: cytosol. NCBI's taxonomy places the organism in Eukaryota, Fungi, Ascomycota, Pichiomycetes, Serinales, Metschnikowiaceae. Gene Ontology annotation, molecular function: D-xylose reductase (NADPH) activity. The record is from RefSeq and is a predicted model, not a curated record.
AUGGCCACUAUUAAGUUGAACUCAGGAUACGAGAUGCCUCAGGUUGGUUUCGGCUGCUGGAAAGUCGACAACAAAACCUGUGCUGACCAAAUCUACAAUGCCAUCAAAGUCGGUUACAGAUUGUUUGACGGCGCUGAAGAUUAUGGUAACGAAAAAGAAGUUGGCGAAGGUAUCAACAGAGCCAUUGCUGAUGGCUUGGUUGCUCGUGACGAGUUAUUCGUUGUCUCGAAGCUCUGGAACAACUUCCAUCACCCUGACAAUGUGGAAAAAGCUUUGGACAAGACAUUGAGCGACUUGAACCUCGAGUACCUUGACUUGUUUUUGAUCCAUUUCCCAAUUGCUUUCAAGUUUGUUCCUUUCGAAGAAAAGUACCCUCCAGGAUUCUACUGUGGAGACACCAACAAGUUCAUUUACGAAGACGUUCCAAUCAUUGACACUUGGAGAGCUUUGGAAAAGUUGGUGGAAAAGGGAAAGAUUAGAUCCAUUGGUGUUUCCAACUUCAAUGGCUCCUUGCUUCUCGACUUGCUUAGAGCUGCUAAGAUCAAGCCUGCUGUUUUGCAAAUCGAGCACCACCCAUACUUGCAACAACCACAGUUGAUCAAAUGGGUCAAGAGCAAAGGAAUUGCUGUGACUGCGUACUCUUCGUUUGGUCCUCAAUCAUUCGUUGAGUUGAACCACCCUAAGGUCGGUAGCUGCACCACAUUGUUCGAACACGAAGACAUUGUCUCCAUCGCCAAAAAGCAUGGAAAGAGCCCUGGCCAAGUCUUGUUGAGAUGGGCUACUCAGAACGGUCUUGCUGUUAUUCCAAAGUCCAACAAAACCGAACGUUUGGUUCAGAACUUGAAUGUCAACGAUUUUGACCUUUCUGCUCUGGACUUGAGUGCCAUUGCUAAAUUGGACAUUGGCUUGCGUUUCAAUGAUCCAUGGGACUGGGAUGAAAUCCCAAUCUUCCACUAG